Spodoptera exigua (beet armyworm) is the source of this 1367-nucleotide messenger RNA. NCBI's taxonomy places the organism in Eukaryota, Metazoa, Arthropoda, Insecta, Lepidoptera, Noctuidae. The record is from the annotation of a GenBank genome assembly.
CGAACCUCGUCGCGCACGCACGUCCAACUCCACGCCAAACGCGUCGUUACAGUGACCGCACUCUCGUGUGAUAAAAUCCCCUCGUGUUUUUAACAACAAUGGCAACCUACGCUCAGUUCAAACAUGUUGAGCUCUACAAAAUCGGGCACGGAAAGAACAGGGUGCCAAAUGCGCCCAAGAGCUGCAUUGCGGAGAUCUUCAACGCGGACCAGACUGAUGGCAGCCCAGUGAAGAAUGGUGCAGCCAAGCCCCGCGUGGUGCGCGACACUCCUACUCGCCCUCGAGACACGCACUCCAGGCUCUUCGGACAGGUGCGUCAAACACAAGCUGUAAACAACCCGGUCUCUCCGAUGGUGACUGACACAAUCCGCAGUCACAUUCAGUUUGGGGACUCUGAGAUGAACGGAUCAAGCCCGACACACUCUCCUUCGAAGAUGGGCAACGGUAGUGCGACCUCUACUCCCAGCCGAGGUGAGAUGGGCCUCGGUGGACACUCAUCGUACGCUCCACCGAAGAGGAAUCCGGUGACAGGCGAUGGAGUGGCCGUGCCGCCGCUGCGCCGCCGCCACCCCGCCGCCAGCCUGCGAGGUGCCGACCCCGACGAUCCCCACACCCAGCUCCUACACCCACAACCCACCCACAGAUACUUCACUCGCGACUGGCCUCCGAAACCCGCCAACUACUACGUAGAGUCCACCAUGAAACCCAGUCUCACCACAAGAAUAACCCCAUACACACUCCUCGGCUUGGAAACCGAUGAUCCAGAAGUUGAACAUCCCGUUAUAGACCCAGAUUCUUUGUCACCCCAACUUGUUCUCAACCGCCACUGGCCUCCGUUCCCAGCUCAGCACUAUUUAGAGCCAAAAGAACAUAAGAUUCCAUAUCAUCCCCUGCCACCCUACGCAUUCGUUGGAAUGCAUUCUGCUUUAGGCGAGAGGCCUACUCCUGAUUACAAGUACGAUCCAAUUCCCACCUUGGAUGGGCCCAUAGAUCCCUAUUUGAUAGCUAAUACUGAUCCUCCACCGACGCUGUUUAAAUACGAGCGCGACGGGCCUAUUCCCGACGUGGUCCCCCUGCAGACUGCGCUAGUCCCCGGGCCGCACACUCUGACCGGUUUCCCACCUAUAUUCCACAAACACGUCCCCGGAUACCUUUUUGAUCGCAAUCGGCAUGCAGAGGACCUCCGACCUAAGACGUACUUUGUAGACUAUGUCCGCCGAAGAGAAAUGGAAGGUAACCCAAUCACCGGUGACGGCUACAAAUCGAUGAACGGCCAGAUCAACACGGUGACGUCAAUAAACGGCAAUAGCCUAAUGAGCAACAGUAGCCGCGUGCCGCCCGGCGGCUACUCCUCCGGCCUCUGGUAG